AAAGUUUUCUUAUCAAAUUAACACUUCCACGGACAUUAUAUUUAUGACUCGUGAAAAUCGAAAGUGUACGCACUGUAUAAUGACAAGUCUAACGCUUCUUUAACUUUUUGUAAUCUAUAUUAUCUCAUAAACAAAAUCCCUUUAUCGAGACGAUAAUGUACAAGUGUAAAUCAACCAUGGCAGUUUUAGCCAAAAACUGCAACCACUUUUUCAAAUACAAUCCUCCAGUAGUAAUUUUUUUCUUGUGUUUAGUUAUCGUAACAUUAGUAACAGUUUCUUUCACAAUAUACAUUAAAUAUACUGAAAACAUCAUCAACAAUGACGAUAAACAGAAUUGGAUUUCUUUGAGUCGACAUUUGAAUAAGUUGAAUUUGUGCGUGAUCACCAGUGAUGGCAACGUGUUAAACGAAAACUCAAAUGAAGAAGGUAGUUUUGCAACUCUAGUGAGUUUGAAAAACGUGAAUGAAUUUAUUAAUGUCACUAAAGUGGAAAUCUACUACUAUUUAGAAGACUGGAAACCCUUGUGUGGUGGCAAUGACGAAAAUUCACCCUUCUUGGGCAUAAAUUUCGGCCUUACCCAAAAUUUCACCGAAAAUGAAAAUGGAACAAGCGUGUGUGCGUUAAUUACGGGCCCAAAACAUUUUCUGCCCCAGGAUUCUAAAAACUCAUGCGAUUUCAAUGAAGAGCAGAUCGACGACGAAAAUACAAUAACUUUUUAUUCCCAAUCAGAAUUUUGCCCCGAUAGUGAUAACGAAACCCAAAUAAAUUUGUCAUUCGAGGUCGACAACGUAGAAACAUACUUAAGCCAGAGCGAUAAAAAUGUCAUUUACAUUCACUUGCUGUGGUCUAGUUACAUUUUGUUAUUUUUUGUGGUGAUUAUGUUAAUAUAUGCCAUGUUUUAUCAAAGUCAGGAUUCAUUGAAAACUUAUCGACUCACAUAAAAACAGAUAAUAAACUAAUUUAUUACAUACACAA
Molecule: messenger RNA, 975 nt
Organism: Zophobas morio
Lineage: Eukaryota; Metazoa; Arthropoda; Insecta; Coleoptera; Tenebrionidae
Exons: 5
Coding region: 156-941 (261 amino acids)
Source: RefSeq, a predicted model, not a curated record